Molecule: messenger RNA, 530 nt
Organism: Trematosphaeria pertusa
Lineage: Eukaryota; Fungi; Ascomycota; Dothideomycetes; Pleosporales; Trematosphaeriaceae
Exons: 1
Coding region: 21-374 (117 amino acids)
Source: RefSeq, a predicted model, not a curated record
UUUACGCCGCAGAAGUCACCAUGGCCCACCGGCCAUGCGCUUAUUUACUUUCUUCCGAGGUCUUCUCGACUGCACAGCUUCCCCCUCUUACCAUCACACUCACCAUCACUAUCGUUGGAACUGUAUCUUGCCCAUCACUAUCCGCUAUUAGAAUAAAUCCUCGUCUAUCGCUCACACUUAUGUUUCGCGGACUUUUCGCUAUCGCUCUCACGAAGCUCGUCCAGAACACGCGUACUACGGGUCAGCAGCCGGUGGCUCCAAAUUCGCUGCUUGUACCGACUUCGCGGCCACGGCCGCUCGCUUCGAGCCCCUUGUCUCCGCGGCUACCGAGCGGACAGCCACGUCCGGUUCAGUCCACCCAGAAGAGGUCCUAGGCCAACACAGAGCUCUGCACUGGAAAUCGACUCGUCGAGUGCUUCACCCGCCUAUCAGGUGUUAAAUUUCGCAUUCCCGAAUUCCAGCCUAAGGCGGUCCACAGCCUAAACUAUGGAGAGCCAGCAACCAAAUUCCAGUGGCAAACCCCCGCCGAC